AUGAAAAAGUUCACUCUACCCUACCUAACUGACAGUGAUUCAAAUAAAAGCGUCAACAGUCUAGCCAAUAAUUCCGCCAAUUCAACUAUGCAGAUUGAACUACCGAAAAUUACAGAGUUGCACAUUAUUAUUACAGAUUUAAACAAACAGACCACAUUGAAAGUAAUCGGCGACGCAAUUAUAUUAGAUAUUAAAAAGAAACUUUUGCAUACAUUCGGUUGCUUUUUAAACGAUGCACAGAACUGGGGCCUGUAUCAACCAGAUGAACCGAGUAGAAAGGGUAAAUUCCUUGAAGAAGAACGUCUUCUAUCAGAAUACAUCAGUGGAAAGAUAUUGGUUACCUUAGAGUUUAUUUAUAAGCGUCGCACCGUGCCACCAUUCAACAUCUCACCAGCAUUGAUGAGUAAAAUAUCCAAGAAUUUUGUCAAGACAUUUUUCCGAUAUGUAUCUCGAGGAGAAUGUCAAAAAGUGGAGAAACUGUUGUCCAAAGGCUUUGAUCCCAAUCUACACUGUCCGAAAACAGGAGAAACACCGCUGACAAUAGCAGUAACCCGGUCGAAACCAUAUGAAAUGAUAUCAACGUUGAUCUCGGGGGGUGCACAUCGGGAUUUCUAUUCUUUGGCUGGUUAUACACCAUUGCAUAAAGCUGUGACAGUUGGCAAUUUCGAAGGUGUUAAGACAUUAUUAGAUUUUGGACAAUCACCAAACUGUUUAGACAGAUCUGGUUUAACUCCUUUGUAUUACAAUAUACUAUAUGAUCCGGAUACAAGAAUAUGUCACAGUCUGUUGUAUGAACACUCGAGAAUCGGUGUUGUCGACAAGGACGGUCUACAGGAAAUCCAUCAAGUAAGUGGUAUUUUCUAA
This is a messenger RNA of Trichobilharzia szidati, 864 nucleotides long. The record is from the annotation of a GenBank genome assembly. Lineage: Eukaryota; Metazoa; Platyhelminthes; Trematoda; Strigeidida; Schistosomatidae.